Messenger RNA from Sphaerodactylus townsendi, 665 nucleotides. RefSeq names its product phospholipase A and acyltransferase 3-like. Lineage: Eukaryota; Metazoa; Chordata; Lepidosauria; Squamata; Sphaerodactylidae. Gene Ontology annotation, biological process: N-acylphosphatidylethanolamine metabolic process. Gene Ontology annotation, cellular component: cytoplasm. The record is from RefSeq and is a predicted model, not a curated record. The annotation marks the transcript as partial. Gene Ontology annotation, molecular function: glycerophospholipid phospholipase A1 activity; A2-type glycerophospholipase activity. The transcript is spliced from 2 exons.
CAAGGUGAGGUCCCAGGAGCUGGCAUCUCUAGUCUUAAUUCUAUCGCAACAGAUUGUGCCGUGGUGAAGAAACAGCGUCUUCGGAAAGUGGUGGGGCAGGAUAAAUACCAAAUCAACAACAAGUAUGAUAAAAGAUACACACCACGUCCUGUGGAUGAAAUCAUCUUCAGGGCAAAAGCAAAGGUGGGGAAAAAGAUUGCCUAUAACGUGAUCAGUCAGAACUGUGAGCAUUUCGUCACUAAGCUGCGUUAUGGCAUUCCAGUCAGUGACCAGGUCAAUGAUGGUAUUGACUUGGCUGAAACAGUCAUGACUGUUAUCACCGGCGCUGCUGUUGGUAUCAUGGGCAUUGCUGCAUUGGUGCUUGGAAGAAAACAUUGACCCCUGCAACAAGAGGAAAAGAGAGCUCUUACUGUAAACUGAACCAGAGGGUCCUGCAGGCAGAAUUACCGGCACCAGCUUCCUUGAUCUUACUAUAACUCUGUUUCACGUAAAGAUGUUAGUGUGGUCAGUUGAGGUGCAGCAGCUGAGAAAAUUGUAUGCUUCCGCAGUAGAAUAUAGUCCCACACAAAUAUGAGAAUUAUCAUUAACUUUUAUGCACUGCCUUUGUCAAAACCAUUAUUUUGCACAUUAUUGAACAUGAUGUUUUGAGACGAGAACAUUUAUGC